AUUAUCUGCGUACUUCUUUGGAAGGCUGUUUGAUGAUGAAGAAGACAAAAAUAUGUCAAGGGGAUCUUUGUGUUUAUUAGUCGUCUAGCAAUUAAACUUUAACUUUGAGCUCAAGCCCAGUGGUGCCUAACAGGCCUCUUUAGAGAUCUUAAUUCCUUCAUUUAUGAUUUUCUUCUUGAUAUGAUGUAAACGUUCCACCAAAAAAGGUGACAAUAUGCCAUUUUUUUAUGUUUGUAUUUUUGCUUCAAUUAGAUGGAAGUUGGAAUUGAGGAUUGCCUACACAUUGAAUUCGAAUACAGUAAAAGCAAGUAAGUGGUCUAGAGUGAAUCUUGAAACAGUUGGGUUUUAGCAAAUUCUUGGAAGAAUACUUUGCACUCAGUUGGGGAAUUUUCAUAUAGUUAUAUUGGGUUCUAAAAUAAUCAGGUAUCAUUUGAAGGAUGUCAUUAUUGGAAAAAUAUAUUUUCUCCUAGUGAGAAUUAAGCUUAAAAAUAUGGAGCUUGAGAUCAGACGCCGGGAAUCAACUGGAUCAGGGCCUAAUACUUACGUUGAGACAGAGACUCUUGCAAAAUUUGAGUUGAUGGAUGGUGCUCCCGUUAGAGGAGAAUCAAUUCCAAUUAGACUCUUCCUUAGUCCAUAUGAACUGACACCAACAUACCGUAACAUCAAUAACAAGUUCAGUGUGAAAUACUAUCUGAAUCUUGUUUUGGUGGAUGAAGAAGAUCGGAGGUAUUUUAAGCAGCAGGAAAUCACUAUGUACCGGCUUGUUGAAAAUUCUUAAGUUUCUUUUAAAUCUGGAGGACCUGAAACCUUCAAACGUGGGAAAAGAGACUCUAAUACCUUUGUUGCAUAUCAAAGUGGGACUCUUCUUCUGGCUUUUGGAUCAAGGAAGAUGAUUGCUUUUGUUAUCUUCCACAAUGCUUCAAUUUUUUACUAUCUAUUGAUCCAAUGAAGCCCCUUGGAAAUGAGAGGCCAUUUUAAGGUUAGGGUAAGAGUGCUUGGACUCUGAUAGGGGUUUCUCCAUUAUGGGAUGGUUAUGUUUGAUGACUUCAUUUCCACUCGCUGUAUCCUACACUAUAGGCUUUGUCUAGUGUUCUGAAAUCACUGAGGAAACCGAUAUCUUAUCAUUUAAUUGUCAAUGAACAGAAAAAUAAGUAUUGCUGUAUCAGGAUCUUGGCAAAAUAAGUUUCCUUUAUAUUGGAUUGGCUCCUCUUCUUUUUUUUCUUUUUUUUGAAAGCUUUAGUAUUAGAGUGCACUUGCAGUAAUGACUAUUGUGCUUUGUAAGCUUCCCCUUCCCCCAAGUUUCCCAAUGUUCUAAGAGAACCUCCUGAAUUAGAUUUAACUUUGUAUAUCAUAUGCAUUUCCACAAUCAAGCCGAGUAUGGAGA
Molecule: messenger RNA, 1384 nt
Organism: Rubroshorea leprosula
Lineage: Eukaryota; Viridiplantae; Streptophyta; Magnoliopsida; Malvales; Dipterocarpaceae
Source: the annotation of a GenBank genome assembly